Brassica rapa (field mustard) is the source of this 679-nucleotide messenger RNA. RefSeq lists its product as uncharacterized. Lineage: Eukaryota; Viridiplantae; Streptophyta; Magnoliopsida; Brassicales; Brassicaceae. The record is from RefSeq and is a predicted model, not a curated record.
CGUUCAUUGGACACUGAAUGUGAUAAAUACAAGAAAAUAAAUUUAAAGGUCGAUCAAUGGAGGUUAUUGUUCGUGCAUCCAACAAGAGAAGUCUAUUUCUAAUCUUCCUUGUUUCUCUGGUUCUCUUUCGAAGUCAGAAGAGUACACAAGUCUCAGCUGUUAACUAUACCAAACCGCAUAGACAAGUCAGUAGCUUGAGAGCUGAGAGGAUCCAAACGCACUUAAACAAGAUCAACAAGACUCCUGUCUUCACCAUCCUGAGUCCAGAUGGUGAUGUAAUAGAUUGUGUACCAAAAAGAAAGCAGCCAGCUUUGGAUCAUCCACUCUUAAAGCAUCACAAGAUUCAGAGAGCACCGACGAGAAUGCCGCAGAUGAUGGGAAAGGAGAGAACCGAUGAUGUUAAAGAAGCAGCCAAUGUAUUGGAAAGUGCAUGGCAAAUGUGGCACGUGAACGGCACGAGGUGCCCCAAGGGAGUGUUCCCAUACGAUGCAACACAAUGAAUGAUGUGCUCAGAGCCAAGUCAUUAUUUGACUUUGGCUAAAAGCGACGUAGUAUUGACCUUGAUCGAAUAUUUUGCUUGACAGAAUUAUACGUACUUGUGUUUCAAAAAAAAAAAAAAGAGUUAUACGUACUUUCGCAUUGUCGAUACCUAUAUAUACGAUAGAAGUGUUAAUGUGAA